AUGUCGUCGCACCCGCCCUCUGCCCUGGCAAAGCACCACUCCGAAUCCGAAGUCCCUCGAAUCUACACCUCCCGCCCCAAGCUCGACGUCCCUGCCAUUGGAGACGACGAGAGACCGCCGCCCGUCAAGUACAUCUUCCUCGACGAGACGCGUAAAGACUGCAUUGAAUGCCCGUCUGACGUGGUGCAGGAAACAUUCAAUGCGCGCUCAGAGUACAGCAACAGCGAAGAUGACGGCACUGCCCAACAUCGCAUCAACCAAUAUUUGGUAAAACAAGAAAUUGGCCGCGGGUCGUUUGGGGCCGUUCACCUUGCCGUGGACCAGUAUGGGCAAGAAUAUGCCGUCAAGGAAUUCUCAAAGUCCCGCCUGCGGAAACGGGCACAGUCAAACCUCCUCCGUCGACCGAGUGCCCGACGGAGAGCGCUUCCUGCAGGCAUAGGCUUCAACUCUCCCCUGCAUCGACACUCGACUACCGAAGAGAACAAUGCCUUUGAGCUGAUCAAAGAAGAAAUCGCAAUCAUGAAGAAGCUCAAUCACCCAAACCUCGUGUCUUUGAUGGAGGUGCUUGACGAUCCAGAAGAAGACUCGUUAUACAUGGUCAUGGAAAUGUGCAAGAAAGGCGUCGUGAUGCAGGUAGGUCUCGAAGAGCGCGCAGAUCCAUACACCGAAGAGCAGUCUCGUUGCUGGUUUCGAGACAUGGUAUUAGGCCUCGAGUACCUCCACGCCCAAGGUAUAAUCCACCGCGAUAUCAAGCCGGACAACUGCCUCGUGACGCAAGAAGACGUGCUCAAGAUCGUCGACUUUGGUGUAUCAGAAAUGUUCGAUAAAGAGGGAGAAAUGAAAACAGCAAAAUCUGCUGGGUCACCUGCAUUCAUGCCACCUGAGCUCUGCGUCGCGAAACACGGCGAAGUGUCGGGACGAGCUGCAGAUAUAUGGUCCAUGGGCUGCACGCUAUUCUGUCUCUUAUUCGGUAGGAUACCGUUCGAGAAACACGGCAUGCUCGAACUCUAUCAAGCCAUCAGAAAUGAUGAACCUCAGUACGACGAUUCCUGCAACCCCGAACUCCUGGAACUACUCAAGAGAUUGCUUGAGAAGGACCCCAAGAAACGGAUAACAUUGGAGCAGAUACGGUCGGAGAAUGUCGCUGUCAUCAUCGAGCCACCUACUGACGAAGAGGUUAAUGCCGCCAUCACAGGCAACAUGGGUCAUUUGGUGACAGUCGACACAGACAAUCGGCGACCGGUCGAGAGCGCACUCGCAACAGAAGGCGUGCACUAUGAGAUUAGGAUCGACGACCAGAACCGCAAGACACCUUCCAAAAUGGAUAGCAUGGCCUACGUGAAGCCAGGCUUUCGGGGAGAAGCACUUGGAAAGCGGCAAAUAUCAAGAGGACUAAGCACAAGCAGUCCCAACUCUCCCAGCCUUCCCGACACGAAGGUCAUCCAUGACAACAUGUCAUUUCGCCCUCCACCAUCACAAAGCACCACUCUACCUGGUGUAAUCACCAACUCCGGCCCAUCGACACCCACGCUAGGCAAAGGUCAUGCCCAUGACCCUCUUGAAGACACACUCUUCCUCAACAUCGGAACAGGUGAGGAUUCCGUGCCACAGCCCGAAGAAGGAUGCAUCGUGUCCGAAUCGCCCUCCAACGUAGACAUAAACGUCUACGAAGCCGCCUACGAAGAAGAAGUCCAGCGCAUCAUUGCCCAGCGAAAAGACCAAUACCGCCGCCCUACGCUCUAUCUCACACGCCGCGUCGAGAACGUCAAGUCAAUACGUGACAGCGACUGCAUCUUUGACGAAGGUCAGGAUCUCCGACGAGACAUCAAAGGCAGCUUUAAGAGCUUCGUCACCAAGACUAAAGAAGACAUCGAAGCCCGCGGCGAGCUGCAGAAGAUCCAGGAUGGGAAGGAGGGCAAGCUUAGUCGAACUAUGCGCAACGUCCGCGAGGCUAAGAGGCUGGUGGAGGAAGCGAGGGAACGCGCGAAGAUUGAGGAGAAGCAGCGCGAGCGCCAACGUAGUCGGAGUGCGACGCCUGCGAGGAAAGAUAGCUCUGGCGGCUCGGGCUUGAGCAGGAGUGGCACGCCCGUUGCUGUGGAGAAGUGAUCUUGAGCGUGCUAUUAGGGCGUUACGGGAGGGAAUAAAGCAGCACAUACAUCAGCUUCUGGUCGGGUCUGUCCAGUGGCUCAGAGUUUUUCCUAGGCACAAAUCACUUCGAGCGCAGUUGGAUCAGCGGCUUCGGCAGGUCCAACACUUCCUUUGC
Parastagonospora nodorum SN15 is the source of this 2263-nucleotide messenger RNA. RefSeq lists its product as hypothetical. Gene Ontology annotation, cellular component: cytoplasm. Gene Ontology annotation, molecular function: protein serine/threonine kinase activity; ATP binding. The record is from RefSeq and is a predicted model, not a curated record. Lineage: Eukaryota; Fungi; Ascomycota; Dothideomycetes; Pleosporales; Phaeosphaeriaceae. The transcript has 7 exons. Bases 1 to 2106 code for a protein of 701 amino acids. Gene Ontology annotation, biological process: intracellular signal transduction; protein phosphorylation.